AAAUCUUGAUGAAUAACGAGUCUCUCGCUUGUAUUAUCAUUAACGAUCCUCGAUUAAUUGCUCCUUAUCUUUGCGUAAUCAGAUAUAUUAAAAAUCUCUUACACGUCAUCUUUUAGAUUAUACUUUACAUCAAUUUCAUCGUAUAUUCCGCAUCAAAAGUUCGUUUAUCGUCAUAUUAUUACUCGAAUAUCUCGAAGACGUUAAAAUUAUAAAAAUUUAUCCUAAAAUCUACGAUCUAAAUGUUUCCUAAUCAAACUUUUAACGCGUUAGGAUUCUCCUGUCAAUUUUCUCGGCCGAAACACACAUUAAAAUCUUCCACGACGUUUCUAAGACCACCCUGGGCGCAACUUCCGGUUCGUUUAGAAGCUAGCAACCUGCACCUCGAUUCCUGAACCGUUUUGGGAUACCCAACUGUGCAUGGAGAUCAUCAAGCGGCACACGUGUGUGUGUGUAUGUGUGUGUGCGCGCGUGGUUCGCUACGAAAAGAAAACGAGCAUCGAAAGAAGAGCAAAGAAUUCCAGUUAUAACCAUAGAGGAAAGCUAACGGUGACUGUUCCGUGACGUGUGUCGCCUUCCUUCCCGCCUUUUUCCAACACCAGCCGACUCACCCCUUCUGCCGUAAAGAUAAAUAGCUAAAUCCUAGAGAUCCUACAGAGAGACAUAAAGACGAGACGUGGAAUAAAUUUCCAAAAAUCGCGCUUCGUUAAAAACUCCCGUUUCGAUUCGAUCCCGAUCUCUAUUUUUGACGAUCCAGGGUAAGAUCCGAAGAGAUUCCCUCACUUUUCAAUGUCGUUCUCGUUCGUUCUCAAAGUGAUGUUUUCCUCCUUUUUCUCUUUUUUCUUUUUUUCUCAAAAGGAAAGAGGUACCGAUCUACCCCAUUAGAAACAUAGGAUGUCACGUCGCGCGAAAUUGCAACGACGUGGACACGUCUCAUCGCUCGCCCGCUCGUCCGGGGAGUUAAAGCGUUCGAUGCACGAGCAACGAAUUACGAAGCGACGUCCAUAUUUUUCAACCCGCCUCCUUUUCCACCCUCCCCUUCAUUUCAUUUUCUUCCUUUUCUCUUUGCGCGAUUCUCUUCACAGGAGGAAGGCCGGGCAAAGAUAUAACGUACGACGUGUCGGUCGCGGCUCUUUCGUCGCGAUACCUCGCCACACGAUUAAAAAGUAUAGAAUUAGGCCGCUUAGCUAGGCCGUUCACCUCUCGUCGCCGAUUCCUUCCUGCGCCGCCGAUCUAUUAAUUGUCCACCGCCACCAUCGGGAUCCGCCCGAUGAUGGACUUUCCUCCCUCGUGCGCUCCACGAUGUAAAAUAGUAUCGUGCUGCUCGCUGUCUGGAAGAAUGCGCGUUGGAAUCCAAGGGAAACUGGGACGGGCGAAAAAUCACUUGCGCGACGAGUUCAGAGAGAGGAUUUUCGACAAGAAACGGGGAAUGAUUCUGUAAAUAGAGGUAUACUGGGAAGGGGUUGUUGUUCGAGUUUAAAGCGAAACUUCACUUUUCGGGCUAUUUUAAGAAGUUUCGAAUUUUAUUGCCUUUCAUUUAAAGCUUCGAUGAAUCAAAAUUUUUAUACAUUCUUUUUUUUUUUACGUGGUUUGAUAUCGAUCUCCAGCCUCGAUAUCAAAAAAUUGUUUCGAGUAUUUGGUACGAAAAAAAAGAAAUUAUAUCGUUCACGCUUCGAAUCCUUUCGUUCCUUGAAAAUUCGAAUCUUGAUCGCACUACUGCUCUUUCUAACAAUCCUUUCUAAUAAUCUUACAACAAGCUUAUAAGAAAUAUAGAAAGAAUUGACUUUAACACGAAAAGAAAGUAAAUAUUACACACACACACACACACACACACACACUUUCUCUAUCGAAGCCAUAACUGAAUAUUUUCCCCUCGAUUCCCGACUAUUAUAUCAAUCAAAAAUGUUCACUUCGACGAGGAAAAGUUUGUAUCGAUCCACAACUCGAUAUUUCUCGCACAACCAAUCACGGAACGAUGAUCCGUCACCGCAACGGGGAUCGUUAAACAAUCGCUGGAGGCGAGCGGUGCACCCGCGACGCGAUUGGAAAGAAGGUGAGUGGAAAAUCGGGCCGUUGUCGAGGGGGAGGGGGGCACAGGUGCAAAAUUGGCGAACGAUACCUGCGGCCACGCAAGGAUCAGGAGGACGGAGGCGGCAAACGGGCGGCGGUGGUGCGGGCUCAGGACAAGAAGGGGCAAACGAUGGAAACAGAGGGAGGGAGAGAGGCCGGGUUCGCUCGUGGUGGCAUCAGUUGCCGGCAUCGCGCGAUACACUGCGCUCUAUCUCGUACCUCUAGUCUCGUUUUCGUGCCUCGUAACAACCUCAGCUAGUUUUCUGCUUCUUUUUUCUUUUGUUUUUUUAACGAGAAGAAAGUUCGAGAACGAAUUUGAAUGAUCGUGCGUCGAUCGUGAUCCGAGUAUUUCGCGAAUCAUUGGAGAAUUCGGGGUUGAGAAGUCGAGGACAAUGGUAUCCACGGAAUUUUGAGAAGUCGGAGAAGUAGCAACAAGUUGGAAGAAACGAGUAAUUGUUUUUAUUUUAUUUUAUCGUUAGUUGGGGGGAAGUCGAUUAUUGGGGAAUGACGAGUGGAAUCGAAGUUUAUGUAAGGAUCUAUCGAUUGCAGUUUUCAGUGGGAUAGUUUGAAUCGUGGUUGGGAAGAAAGUUGGGAGGAAAAUUGUGUCCGUGAUUGUGAUUUCCUUUGAAAAAUUCGAAUUGAAGCGAAUUGUAGAGAAUAACAAAUUAAUCUUUCGUAUUAUUGGUGUUUUAAAAAUUUUCCUGUAUAAUCGAAAACUGCCAGUCGAUAAUCGAAAUUAUAAUGGAUUUACACGAUCCUCGUGGCAAUGUGCGUUCAAAUUUUUUAAAUAUUUCCUCGACACGCAAUUCAUGAACGCGACUCGAAAAUGCGAACGACUCGAGCUAUCCAAUCAUCCGUUUGAAAAUCCCAAAAACAUAUUCCAUCCGUUAUCUUUCCAUAUAAAUCCUUCUUACAUUAAGGCGACAAAAUCAAGAGAUGAAUAAUUUCUAUCGGAAGGGGAAAAAAGAAGAAAAACUUCUCUUUAAUUUCAUUAAUUUCAUAAAACUCAAUCGUCUCGAGUCUCGUACAGAAAAUUCGUCGAUUAACCCAAUUUUUACGAUAUUCACUCGUACGGAAUACAUAUCAAUUCGUUACGAUCAGGAAAAUUACUCGAUUCGAUUUCACAGCGCAGAACUCGUUUCGCGAAUUUCAUCGCUUGCCACUUGUGUGUUUUUUUUUUUUUUUUUUGCCGUAACAACAACCGACGUUCUCCAUUGUGAAAAACGAUAAAUCAUCUCACGUGUCCUCACCUCUUCCCUCCGAUGAAACGAAACGAAACGAAUUUAUUAAAAAUCGAACAUUAGUCGAUCGGUGCGUAUAUUAAUAUCAUCGGUUGGAUUGGCCGAUCGAUGAUGCAACACAAAAGGUAACGCCACGAAACGUAAUUUACCACGGCAACAGUUUCGACAGUGGCCGGUUAAUUCACGUUUGCAACUUUCCCGAAAAGUUUCCUCCGCAGUAUUGCGCAAAUUACCGAUAUGCCCUUCUCCUUUAUUCGUUUCGGUCGGCGAGUAUAGGUUGGCGAGUGCGUGAGUCGAAUCCGUGCUGCCGUUAUUAUGAUUUAUGCUAAUGAAUUUGUCACGGGAAUCGGGGUGGAUUUAAUCAUUGGGGAAUAAAUAUUCCAUUGCGAAUUGAUAAAGGUAGAUACGUUUCCUUUUUUCUUUCUCUUUUUUUUUUUUUUUUUUGGACGCGUAGGAGAAACACAAUUGCGCAAUUCUGUAAUUUAAAAGAGCGUAGAAUGAAAUUUUUCUGUAAUGUAAAGGAUAACCGCAAGAUAAGUUGCACAAGUGUCGGUCGAGAGAAACGUUUCGAGAGAAAGCAUUCAACAUUGUACGAGGAUCAACAUCGAUAAAAAAAUGUCGAGAUAAAGCAACUCGACUCGUAAUAUCACGUAAUUCAAUUCGCAAAUUCGUCGAGAGUGUACAUAAUUGGAGAAAAAUUCAGGGGGAAUAAAAUUCGAUUCAUUUUCGAAUGGAGUAAAAAAUUUCUUAAGAUCCGAGAGAUUCCGAAAUGGAAUACAUAUGUAAUUAACACGAUGACGCAAUGACGAAUCCAUCCAUAAUGGACGAUACCUUAAAAGCCAACGUUUAUUAUCAAUAUGAAAUUUCGUCAAAUUCGAACCAACCUCUCUCCACGAAUUUCUUCAUAUUCUUCUUAUCCGAACAAAAAAAAAAGAAAGAAAGAAAAACCAUCCUUUCCAUCAUUUCCCCGCUCGAGAACUCAUCAGCAGCACCUCGUCGCGAGGUUGACCAUCCUUCGAAAUUCCAAAUCCAGAAACCUGCCAGGAACGAGGAUCGUCGUAAAAGACCGGUCUCGGGGCAAUCCCGUCGUAAAAAGAGGCGCGAAGAGAGGUUGAAAAGGGUUGGAAAUCCUGACAGAUAAAUCGAGGUGAGGCGUGACAGGUGGUGGUGUUGCGAUUCGAAAAGAGGAGGAGUCAUCCGGCGCGCGUGUUGCAACGAGGAAGAGACGAGCGACAAGGUUGUACGCUGCCUUCGAGAGGAUCGACAGCAUGGUUGUGACGAGAGCGGGGAGUCGGUGGCCCGUGGAAUCGCGGAUGCACGGGGCAAGGGUUGGCCGAGCGAGAGGAACGAGCGUGCACGACACGGGCACGUAGUCUGCCCGAGGGUGAGGAGGAGCGUGCGUGUGAUGUCGAUAUCGCGAGCGCGAUCCUGGCCGCUUCUGGACCCGCGCGCGAAGCAGGAGCGCGAACAGCAAGAUCGUUUGGGGAGCGAGGAGGAGGGGGAGAAGAAGGAGAAGGCCGUGGAAGAGGAGAAGACCUGCCAUCCGCACAACGGCAGCCCUCAGGUGCAGGCCAGACGAUUUUUGUCCAGGCACUAUUAUCCCGAAGGAGGGUGGGGGUGGGUGGUGACGGUGGUUGGCACGUUGGUGCACUUGCUCGGGCCGGGAUUGCAACUCUCCAUCCCGGCGACCCUCGCCUUCCCGGCAACCGUCAAGUUUUAUCAUCAUCCUCUUCACACUGCCGGAUGGCUAGGAGCAAUGUCGACAGGAGUGGCUCUACUAGUUUCACCGGUAACAAUAGCGUUUUGUCGGAGAAAAAGUACAAGACUCACCGCGGUUUUGGGUGGCCUCGUUACAGCACUCGGCUGCCUUUUCACUUCUUUCGCCUCGCAGUUCCACCAAUUGUUCAUCAGCUAUGGCACCGUUGUCGGUAUAGGAGUCGGCAUGACCAGGGAUUGUAGUACUUUAAUGGUGGCGCAAUAUUUUAAGAGGAGGCGAGAACUGGUCGAGAUUUUCAUCGUGUCCGGAAGUGGCCUUGGCAUCGCUGUCAUGUCGGCUUUCAUUAAGGGAAUGAUUAGCAAGAUCGGGUGGCGCUUAGGCCUUCAAGCAGUGACCGGUGUGGUAUUCCUCACGUUCAUCUUAGGCACUUUUUAUCGAAGCGCAUCCCUGUAUCAUCCGCAACGUAGAGCUAUUCUACAUCUGAAAAAUCAAAAGCGUAAGAUUAAGGAUAAGAACAAGACGGACGAUGGUCCACCGUUCUUCGACUUCAGUACGCUGAAGAGCAAAACGGUGAGAAUACUGCUCGUGUCCACUGGGAUAUCUGCCUUCGGGAUCAACACUCCGAUAUUUUACCUGGCGCACCAAGCCGAAGAAGAAGGCCUUGGGGACACGGUGAUCCUGCUUCAGGCUUAUCUCGGUCUGGCCUGGACCCUCGGCUGUGUCGCCUUUGGCCUUUUGGUCGUGCAUCGCAGCGUCGAAUGCAGGAUAGCGCGUCAGUAUCUCACGCAAGCGGCGGUAUUUGUAUGCGGAUUGUGCAUUCUGGCCCUCACCGCCGUUCAAGGAAAUUAUCACGGAUAUGUGUUGUUCGCCUGGAUAUACGGCAUCUUCUGCGGCGGCUACCAUUACAGCCUGAAAAUGUACACAUACGAGAGAGUCAGAGCGAGGAAUUUCGCGAGAACGUGGGGUUUCGUUCAAUGUUCCCAAGCCAUACCAAUAGCGAUUGGAGUCCCAAUUUCAGGAUACAUGAACAUCAGUUGUGGCGGGAAAGCUGGUUACUACUUCAGCUCGACCUGUGUACUGGUGGGCAGCUUCACCCUCUUCUUCAUAGAUCUUCACAGAAGAAAUUUGUCGAGGCACAAACACGUCAGGUCUAACGGGACCAAGCACCUCUGCGUCUCAGACACUUGUCCGCAACGGAGGAAGUUGUCGUUCAGCCAGGAACCGGACAACGAUGGGCCGCACGUGGCUGCUGCCGGGGCUGCUGCAGCCGCCCUCGUGCUUGGUGCUGAAAUUGCACCGAAUCAAGGCGAAUACGUCGACGGUCUUGCCCCAGAGAAACCCGAGUUAACGUGCAUCUCUGAGGAGGGGAUCGCAGACAUGGACCUCCCAGACAACAUGCUCGAGGACCUCGAUUACAUCGGGGAUUGUAUAACCUCGUGCAACAAGGUCGAGAACUAUCUGAUGCUGUCCGAGUUCGAGAACAAUCUGAUAGCUGAAAUACCGAUCAUCACGGAUCGCCGAGGUCGAAGGUGGUCCCUGGCUCGUUCGAAAGGUGGCCAAUCGAACCUCGAUCGUCCCUCAGCGCCACAACCUCAAAACGAGGAGACCGAAGCCAAGCCUAAAUGGCACGCGGCUCCUAAUGUGCCUCCUAAUAACAGGGUGAUCACCGUGAUCGACGAGGCAAGCACGUAGCUCGAUCGUACCUAAGAUCGCGAGAUCCUCGUAGAUCGAACACUCCUGUGCGUUCAAUGGAUAUUUUAAAUCAAUCUUUCUUUCUUUCUUUCUUUUUCUUCUUCUUUUUUAACAAAGCUAUACCACAAUUUUAUAUGCAAGAAGCGUAGAAGAAGCAAACGUUUUUCUUACGUAAAUGAAAUACGAGUGCGAAGAAAUUGGAAAAAUAUUUUUAUGAAUUUUAUACGUGGAUUGAAUUUUAGGAAUGGUUAUGCGGAAUAGUACAAAAUGGAUGGAAAUCAUGAAUUAGGAAAGAAAGAGUUUGUUAUAUUGAGAGGCUGAUCUUUUUUCUCUUUUUUGUCUCGUUUGUUGGCCUUUGAUUUAAGAUAUUGUUAAGAGAUGGUUGUUGACGAUAAUAGCGAACACGGUGGCGCCCAUUAAUCUGGCUCCCAUAGAAGCGUAAGAGAGUCCAGUAUUGGGUCACUUAAUUCGCGGUGCAAUUAAGGACAAUAACGUCGGCUUUCGACGAGAGGAACCACGGAAACGUUCCGUCCACAUGGAGAUAACCUCGACUCCCGUCGACGUCUUUGUUUAAGCUUCGUGCUAGUUCACUGCCACGCGUAGAUUCACGAAUCGGACGAUCUUUCAAUUAUCGCGCGAAUAUCGCGUAAUCGAAUAUUCCUUUUCAAAAUAAAAAUAUCUUUUUCUUUUUUUUAAUGUCCAAUUUAUUUCGAACGUCAUAAAUCAUGAAAUCGAUUUUAUUAAUUUCCAAUUGAAAUGUAUAUAAUAAGAAAAAAAGGAAACGAAGAUCGUCCGGUUCACGUCCAUGUAAAAGUCAUGAUCUAGAGCCUUUAUCGAAGGAACCGCUUUAUUACGUAGGCACUGCUAGCUAAAGAUACUGAAACUAGUCCGAAUCGAAAUUCGUAUUGCAGUGAUAAAUGGUAUAUAGUAUAACGAUACGUGGAAAUAUUAGCACACGAGAGUAAUUUAUCCUUGUACCGUCGUUCGAGGCAUUUCGAGACGAAUAUUAUUCUCUUUCAAUGAUUCGAGCGCGGAUCGUGGCCGGUACAAAAAAAAAAAAAAAGAAAGAAAAACACAAAGAGAUAACGACACUAUUUAUUUAUCAAACUAUUUAUAUUAGAAAUUAUUCAUACGCAUAUCAUGUACAUAUACACAUACACAUAUACACUUGUAAGGCGUAUACACAUGCGUAUGAUGUUAUAACGUAGAUUAGUAUUAAGAUGCUCCGAGAUUAGUCGAUUAAGAUUAUAAUUUGAAGCUAAUCGAAUACCGAAGAGAAUAUUUGUACAGGGAAACUAGACUGGUGUUACGAAUCAUUGAAUUCUUUUUUUUGAAAAAUAUGCCGAUCGCGUCGAUAAAUCGAAGAUGGAGAUAAAAAUUUCGCGAAUUUAAUUUGACGAAGAUGAAAAUGAAUCAUAAAUUAUUUUUUAACCAGACAUGACUCCCAAUGACUCGACACUUGCCUACGUAACCACGUGUUUAAGUUAUAUUUAUCGUAUUAUUGUUAUCAUUAUGAUAACAGAUGGCUACUAGUCGAAAGCGUUGUUCGAUCGACGCGAAUGAACAAUAACUUACAAAUUUAUUACACGCCACAGUAAAAGAUACAACACGAAUAAACUGCCUAUAUAUAGUAUAUAUAUAUAUAUUGUAAUAUUGUAACGUUGUUAAUACAGAAAUGUGAUUUUAUCAAAUAAUUUCUAGUCGUUUCUUUUACUACACGUUUCGCGAAACAAAAAGAAAAAGAAUCAAAAUGUGUAACGAUGUCCUUUCGACGCAGUUAUAUUUUCCUUCAUUAACCUACUUCAUCCAUACACAUUUCUCUUCGCAAUUAACUUCCGAGAUAAGGUUGCACAAAGACUUGCAACUUUUUUUUUUCGAGAUACAAAACAUACAUUACAUCUUUCGUUCUUCAAACAUCUAAAGCUACGUGACUUAUUUGAGAAACUCUUAGAAUGGAAGAUGAUUCUAGACUUUAUAUCUUCAGACUAUUUUUACGUAUUCCUCGUAUAAUCUCUCUUAACACUCGUACAAUUGUGUUCCAAAGUCAUUACACAAUGAAUCAAAACGGGACGUGCAAAUCUUGUGUCAACGAAUUCAUUGAUAUUCUCGUUUUAAUUAAAAUGUUUUAAUUAAUGGAAAUAAAUCAAAGACGUUAAAUAAA
Apis cerana (Asiatic honeybee) is the source of this 8878-nucleotide messenger RNA. RefSeq names its product monocarboxylate transporter 2. Gene Ontology annotation, biological process: transmembrane transport. Lineage: Eukaryota; Metazoa; Arthropoda; Insecta; Hymenoptera; Apidae. The record is from RefSeq and is a predicted model, not a curated record. Gene Ontology annotation, molecular function: transmembrane transporter activity.